AUGGCAACUCCGGCCCUUGCAGAUGUCAUGAGGCCACAGGGCCACUGCAACACCGACCCCAUGGAGAGGGACCUCAACAUUGUGGUUCAUGUCCAGCAUUAUGAAAACAUGGAUACCAGAACUCCCAUAAAUAAUCUUCAUGCUACGCAGAUGAACAACGCGGUGCCCACCUCCCCUUUGCUCCAGCAGAUGGGCCAUCCGCAUUCGUACCCCAGCCUGGGCCAGAUCUCUAAUCCCUACGAGCAGCAGCCGCCAGGCAAAGAGCUCAACAAAUAUGCCUCCCUGAAGGCGGUUGGAAGUUCUGAUGGUGACUGGGCAGUGGCGACACUUAAGUCACCAAAAGCCGACAAGGUCAAUGAUGACUUCUACUCCAAGCGACGGCACCUGGCCGAGCUGGCCGCCAAGGGGAACCUACCUCUGCACCCAGUAAGAGUGGAAGAUGAGCCACGGGCCUUCAGCCCUGAGCAUGGGCCCGCCAAGCAAAAUGGACAGAAGUCACGCACCAACAAGACGCCCCCACAUCCCCUGGCCUACAACUCCACCACCAACUUCAAGGGCUGGGACCCCAACGAGCAGUCUCUCCGGCGGCAGGCUUACGGUAACAAGGGCAAACUUGGCGUAGCCGAGUCGGGCUCCAGCGACCCCUUGGGGACUCGCACCCAGCACUACCCACCCCCACAGCCAUACUUCAUCACCAACAGCAAAACAGAAGUGACUGUCUGA
This is a messenger RNA of Puma concolor (puma), 723 nucleotides long. Lineage: Eukaryota; Metazoa; Chordata; Mammalia; Carnivora; Felidae. The record is from RefSeq and is a predicted model, not a curated record.